AUGAUUCAUUCUAAUGAUCAUAAUCAUAGAAGGAAAAAGAGAGCAUAAUUUAAACAUUAAGCAGGACCUUUUAUCAUAUUUUUUACUAUAUUAAUGCCAACAAAUUGUGUAAUUUUAGAAUAGUUUGUAUUAAUAUUGAAAAGAUUAGUAUUUCGAUUUGAAAAUGGAUCCUACAACUGAAUUAAUAAAUGGAUUUUUAGUUUUCUUUUUUUAUGGAAUGGCUAUGUGGUCAUAUUACUAAUCGAUUACAAUUAAAAAUUAUACAAUAGAAAAGGCUACUCCAUUAUAAGAUAAUAGAAGAAUUGAUCCUAUAUAUAAAAAUACUAAUUCUUGUCUUGAAUGUAACAAAUGGAAACCAAUACGAACACAUCAUUGUUCACUUUGUGGUAAAUGUAUAUUAAAAAUGGAUCAUCAUUGUCCAUGGAUACAUAAUUGUGUAGGUUUAAGAAAUCAUAGAUCUUUUUAUCUAUUUACAAUGUAUAUGACUGUAUUUAUAAAUAUAUAUAUAUAGAUUGGUGCAAUGUAAUAUAGUUAUGCAUCUUGGGUUUAUUUUAGAUUUUUGUUUCGAAGUAGCCAAGGUUUCUUUUCUCAUCAAUCAACCUUCUUUUAUAUUUAUUGGUGUUUAACAAGUUUAGUGUUAUAUCCAACAUGUGCUAUGUUAUGCUUCUUAUUUUUUUAUCAUACAUCAUUAAUUCUUAAUAAUUAGACAACAUUAGAAUAAAUGAGAAGUGGUUCAAAUGGAACUUGUUGUUUUCAAAAUGACAAACCUCCAAAGAACAUUAAUUUGUUUGAUAGAGGAAAACUAUCUAAUAUAGCUUGGUUUUUUAAUUACUCAUAUUUUUGGUUUCUUCCAUUUGAAAACAUUUAUAAAUAAGAUGGUAAAAUUAAAAUUUAAAAAAAGGAACUUAAUAUCCAAUUGCUCCUUUAUGUACUCUUUAAGAUAUAUAAAUUGAUAAUCCUUAAAUAUAAAUUGGAUAAAUACCAGAUCAACAAUUUGAUUUUGAUAAAAUUGACUAAAAAUAUGAAGAAUACUUAGCUAUUGCCAAAUAGAAAUAUAAAAAUAAAAGACUAGUUCUAAUUGGAAAGGAAAUUUAACUUGAUUGA
Molecule: messenger RNA, 1104 nt
Organism: Paramecium primaurelia
Lineage: Eukaryota; Ciliophora; Oligohymenophorea; Peniculida; Parameciidae
Source: the annotation of a GenBank genome assembly